Messenger RNA from Rhododendron vialii, 2023 nucleotides. RefSeq lists its product as uncharacterized. Gene Ontology annotation, molecular function: transcription coactivator activity; chromatin DNA binding. NCBI's taxonomy places the organism in Eukaryota, Viridiplantae, Streptophyta, Magnoliopsida, Ericales, Ericaceae. The record is from RefSeq and is a predicted model, not a curated record. Gene Ontology annotation, biological process: regulation of DNA-templated transcription. The coding region runs from base 16 to 861 and encodes 281 amino acids. The transcript is spliced from 7 exons.
AAAUUAAGAGAAUAUAUGUCUGUGUCAGCACUAAAUUCUAUCCAUCUUGUGUCAGAAAAAUCCCCACAAUCUGACCUAACAGAGACAACCGUAACAACAGCUGCCUAUCGGUUCCUCUCUCUCUUCAAUCUGAUGGGGAGGCCUGGUCCUGUCGGUGGUGGUGGUGAACCCACGGUGAACACAGGAGAUUGGAGAUCCCAAUUGCAUCCUGUCUCGCGACAAAGGAUUGUCAACAAGAUAAUGGACACUUUGAAGAGGCAUCUUCCAUUCUAUGGACAGGAGGGACUGCAAGAACUCAAGAAAAUGGCAGUAAAGUUUGAAGAGAAGAUCUACAGCUCUGCCACCAGCAAGUCUGAUUACCUGAGACAAAUAAGUCUGAAGAUGCUGACUAUGGAGACAAAAUCCAAAAAUACUGCGACCAAUUCUCCGCCAUCCAACUCUGGGAAUAAUAGCGAGAAUUCCACACAUGCAGUCAAUCUGAUGGGGAGGCCUGGUCCUGUUAUUGGUGGUGGUGAACCCACGGUGAACACAGGAGAUUGGAGAUCCGAAUUGCAUCUUGAUUCACGGCAAAGGAUUGUCAACAAGAUAAUUGACACUUUGAUGAGGCAUCUUCCAUUCUCUGGACAGGAGGGACUGGAAGAGCUCAAGAAAAUUGCAUUAAGGUUUGAAGAGAAUAUCUACACUUCGGCCACCAGCCAGCCUGAUUACCUGAGAAAAAUAAGUCUGAAGAUGCUGACUGAGGAGGCAAAAUCUGAAAACAAUAUCACCAAUUCUCUGGCAUCCAACUCUGGGAAUAAUAGCGGAAAUUUCACACAUACAGGUGAUACCAUGGAGGAGGAAUUUUCUUUUGUUCCGAGUUAGAAUUUAUAUGCUUUUUUUUUUUUUUCUAGAAGAUCGAUUGUUGCAGAAUUCUGUAGUUCAGGGUACUUUAAUAUGUUCCAUGGACACUCCUAAGGAUAUAAAAAAAUUAUCUGUGUCAGAUACUCGAGACAUGGGUAGGGUAUGGGAUGUGUCAGGCAUGUAUGGUUGGACAUCCACUUAUUUUAUUCCUGAAUUAUUGACUUGACCCAUUUGAUACUUCCUAUGCUUUUCUGGUAUGGGAAAUGAUAGUGAAUUAAUCCCUGAUAUGUUUACUUGUAUCACGGACGUUAUGAGUCAUUGUAAUUACUGGCGGCUAGGGGAGUAGUCCUGGUACAGGUGACUCCAAUGCCUGUCGUUUGUGACUCUACUAGGACCAUUUGUAUAUGCAUAUUGAAGGAAAAUUCUCAUGAAAAGAUUGAAUUGCCUCUGGCCAUUAGAAAAAAGACCCCUGAAACUGAAAUAUAUUGGUGACUUUAAUGCUCAACGGGAUAGGGAGUUAAAAUCGUAGUGACCAUAUUUUGAAUCAACUUAGGGAGUAGACCCAGGCGCCACCCUGAGGUGACUCUAAGGAUCCAAUGGGUGCUGACACCCUGGGAAAACAAUCUGGCAUGUUGAGUUUAUGGUUCCCAUGCUAUUGUUGGAUAUCAUUGAUACGUUAUUUUUUAGACUAGUCGUUUAUUACUUAUGGGCUGGGCACCAUUCUUGUGAUACCUUGUUGAGAAUUGAGAUGCAUAUCUUGUUCUUGAUACCGUUUGUUGAGGUGCAUAUCCUGUUCUUGAUAUUAUUCCAUCGGGACACAUAUUUUGGUUCAUCUAGUUUUCUUUGAAAAUAUCAUUUUAUCGUUCCAUUUAUCGUAUGCCACAUUUGUAUGCCUUGGCAUGCUAAAUUACUCGGUGAGCUUUCAAUUGACGAAUUUAUUCCAAACAUUUUCAGGUGAUUAUUCGAAUGGUAAUUGAGGAGUUGUAGCACCGUUGGGACCCACAUGUUGGACCUGGAUGCCAUCAGUUUAUUGGGUAUUUGUGUCCGUUGUUUUACAGUAUUUGUAUAAAUUGUGGUUUGUGUGUAUCCCACCAAAGGAUAAGAACUUUGGUUGAAGUCUUGUAUUUUAUAGUGUAAGUAAAGUUCAGCACUUGUUUAUAAUCUAUGUUUGGGUUGUUAUUUA